AUGGGGGAUGAAAAAGAAAAUUGGAAGGUAAAAACACUGGAUGAGAUAUUGCAAGAAAAAAAGAGGCGGAAAGAACAAGAAGAGAAAGCAGAUUCUAAACAUAGAAAUGCUGAUGAUCGAGAUUCCAAGAGAGAUUCCUUGGAAGAAGGAGAGCUGAGAGAUCACAGGAUGGAGAUCACUAUUCGAAAUUCACCUUACAGACGAGAGGACUCAAUGGAAGACAGAGGUGAGGAAGAUGAUUCACUCGCUAUUAAACCACCACAACAAGUUUCCCGGAAAGAAAAAUCCCACCACAGAAAAGAUGAGAAGAGAAAAGAGAAACGCCGACACCGCAGCCACUCUGCUGAAGGAGCUGGAGGUAAAUAUGGUCGGGUGAAGGAAAAGGACAGAGAGCAUGAGAGGAGGAAAAGACACAGAGAGGAACAAGAUAAAGUACGCCGUGAGCGGGAGAGACAGAAGAGAAGAGAGCUGGCUAGAGAGCAUUCCAGAAGAGAAAGGGAUCGAUUGGAACAACUGGAACGGAAUAGAGAACGUGAAAGGAAAAUAAGAGAACAACAGAAAGAACAGAGAGAGGCAAAAGAGAGAGAGAGGAGAGCAGAGGAGAGACGUAAAGAGCGGGAGGCAAGGAGAGAAGGGCCGGAAGGAUCUGCGCUUCCUCAGCGCAGGAAGCCAGGGCUCUUGCAAGAGGCUGAGAAAAUGCAGUACGAUGUACACUAUACAGAUUCAAGAAUAACUGUAGAGUUUAGCACUCAAACAGCAGCUCAUCAUAGAACUGCCAGGGAAGAGCAUGGCGACAAAUCUAAAAGCAGCUACCGCAGUCGUAGCCCCUUGCGUCAGCAACGUGAAAAACUAGAAGCAGCAGAUGGAAGGAAGCAAAUCAAAGAGGAUAGACCAGAUGUGAGGGAUCUUUUGUCUGACUUACAAGAUAUCAGUGACAGCGAGAGGAAGACCAGUUCUGCGGAAUCCUCUUCAGGAGGCUCUGCUUCAGGGUCUGAGGAAGAAGAGGAAACCAGCUCUGAGGAGUCCGAGGAAGGAGAAGAGGAAGAGGAGGAGGAGGAAGAAGAGGAGGAGGAGGAGGAAGAGGAGGAAACUGGAAGUAACUCAGAAGCAGCCUCAGAGCACAGUGCAGCACAUUCUCCCAAAAGGAUUUUGGCUUCCUCAGAAGAGGUCAGUGAAGAGGAGAUGACUGAUGAUGAUGAAAGGGAGAAUGGAAAUCAUGUACCUCUUGUACCAGAGUCUAGGUUUGACCAUGACUCUGCUGGGAGUGAAGAGGAUGAGGAGGAAGAUGAUGUCAAGGAUGCAAGUCCUCAUUCCAAUGCCCACACAGAUGGUGACUAUGUCCCUGAUUCUCCUGUUAUGUCACCUGUGGAGCUGAAGCAAGAGCUGCCUAAAUAUCUUCCAGCAUUACAGGGCUGCCGCAGUGUAGAGGAAUUCCAGUGCUUAAAUCGUAUUGAAGAGGGGACUUAUGGUGUUGUGUACAGGGCAAAGGACAAGAAAACCGAUGAAAUUGUGGCUCUCAAGAGAUUGAAAAUGGAAAAAGAGAAAGAGGGGUUCCCGAUAACAUCACUCCGUGAAAUCAACACUAUAUUAAAAGCCCAGCACGAGAACAUUGUUCGAGUCAGGGAAAUUGUUGUCGGGAGCAACAUGGACAAAAUUUAUAUUGUAAUGAACUAUGUGGAACAUGAUUUGAAGAGUCUCAUGGAGACCAUGAAACAACCCUUUCUACCAGGUGAGGUGAAAACGCUAAUGAUUCAGCUGUUACGAGGAGUUCGCCAUCUGCAUGAUAACUGGAUUCUUCAUAGGGAUCUAAAGACCUCCAAUUUGCUGCUCAGUCAUGCUGGUAUAUUAAAGGUUGGGGACUUUGGUUUGGCCCGUGAGUAUGGUUCUCCACUUAAACCUUACACACCCAUUGUAGUGACUCUGUGGUACCGAGCCCCGGAGCUUUUACUUGGAACUAAGGAGUACUCUACAGCCAUAGAUAUGUGGUCAGUGGGAUGUAUUUUUGGGGAGCUGCUGACCCAGAAACCGCUCUUCCCAGGAAAAUCUGAGAUUGACCAAAUUAAUAGAAUAUUUAAGGAUCUGGGGACACCUAGUGAAAAGAUCUGGCCAGGUUACAAUGAACUCCCUGCAGUCAAGAAAAUGACCUUUGCAGAUUACCCAUACAACAACCUACGGAAGAGGUUUGGAGCUCUCCUCUCCGACCAAGGAUUUGACCUCAUGAACAAGUUCCUGACUUACUGCCCGGCCAAGAGAAUUAAUGCAGAAGAUGGGCUCAAGCAUGAAUAUUUCCGGGAAACUCCCCUGCCAAUCGAUCCCUCUGUGUUCCCAACAUGGCCAGCAAAGAGCGAACAGCAGAGGGUGAAACGUGGCACAAGUCCUCGUCCUCCAGAAGGCGGUCUGGGCUACAGCCAAUUGGGUGAUGAUGAUCUCAAAGACACCGGCUUUCACUUGACCACCACCAACCAGGGAGCAUCAGCUGCUGGGCCCGGCUUCAGCCUCAAGUUUUGA
This is a messenger RNA of Staurois parvus, 2508 nucleotides long. Lineage: Eukaryota; Metazoa; Chordata; Amphibia; Anura; Ranidae. The record is from the annotation of a GenBank genome assembly.